AGGAGCGGGAGGCGGGGACCCACCUGGAAGCGCCGCGCCGCCGCUGUCGAGCUUCCUGCGGCGUCCACCCGAGCAAGUGCCGUGGCGGGGGCAGAGAGCGGCCACGGCGGCGGCGCCUCCCCGAGUGGUCCGCGGCACCCUGCCCGGCGCGGAAGAUUGGUGUGAUUACAUUAAUUCUAGGAAGAAAAGCCAGAUUAACUUUGUGAGUGUGAAAUCAUAAUAAAUAUAUGAAAAAAAUGUGUGUCCUGUGCUGGGGGAUCACAUAAAGAGAAUUGCAGAUAUCAAGUUGUGCUAGUACAUCCAUAUAAAUAAUUAAUACCUGAAGUCUCAAUGUAACAUGGACAUUAACAGUGAUGACAGAUAAAUACAGAAGCUUGGGAAUCAAAUACUAGAAGAAAAACACUUUUAAAAAGAAAGGAAUUUAGGAGGUUCUAGUAUCCUCCAUGGCUGAAGCUGAGAGUCUGAAACCCUGAUGCUUAAGCUCUAUUCUAGAUCAUAGCUCCAACUCCUUCAGGAUAUAAGGAAAAGAGAUAAUAUUUCCACAAUGAUAGAUCUUUGGUUGUACAGGUUUCCCAAUGAGUGGAUCAUGAUGACCGUAUUGUAGGGACUUGCCAUAGUAUGGCUGCUUCCCGAUCUACUCGUGUUACAAGAUCAACAGUGGGGUUAAACGGCUUGGAUGAAUCUUUUUGUGGUAGAACUUUAAGGAAUCGUAGCAUUGCUCACCCUGAAGAAAUCUCUUCUCAUUCUCAAGUACGGUCAAGAUCACCAAAGAAGAGACCAGAGCCUGUGCAAAUUCAGAAAGGAAAUAAUAAUGGAAGAACUACUGAUUUAAAACAGCAAAGUACUCGAGAAUCAUGGGUAAGCCCUAGGAAAAGAGGACUUUCUUCUUCAGAAAAAGAUAAUGUAGAAAGGCAGGCUGUAGAAAAUUGUGAGAGGAGGCAAACAGAACCCGUUUCACCAGUUUUAAAAAGAAUUAAGCGUUGUCUUAGAUCUGAAGCACCAAACAGUUCAGAAGAAGAUUCACCUAUAAAAUCAGACAAGGAGUCGGUAGAAGAGAGGAAUACAGUAGUGGACAAUGAUGCAGAUUUUCAAGGGACUAAACGAGCUUGUCGAUGUCUUAUACUGGAUGAUUGUGAGAAAAGGGAAAUUAAAAAGGUGAAUGUCAGUGAGGAAGGGCCACUUAAUUCUGCAGUAGUUGAAGAAAUCACAGGCUAUUUGGCUGUCAAUGGUGUUGAUGACAGUGAUUCAGCUGUUAUAAACUAUGACGACUGUCAGCCUGAUGGGAACACUAAACAACAUAGCACUGGUUCGUAUGUGUUGCAGGAAAAGUCAGUAGCUGAAAAUGGGGAUUCGGAUACCCACACUUCAAUGUUCCUUGGUAGUAGGAAGGACGACAGUUAUAUAGACCAUAACGUGCCUUGCACAAAUUCAGAAGUGCAGGUCAAGUUGGAGGACCACAAAGUAGUAACUGCCUGCCUGCCUGUGGAACAUGUUAAUAAGCUGACUACUGAGCCAGCUACAGGCCCCUUUUCUGAAAUUCAGUCAUCCUUAAGGGAUUCUGAGGAGGAAGUAGAUGUGGUGGGAGAUAGCAGUGCCUCAAAAGAGCAGUGUAAUGAAAACACCAAUAAAGCCCUGGAAGCAAGUCUUGAGAGUAUGCCAGUCUCUGGAGAACCAGAAUCAUCUGUUCUAGACUGUGUUUCAACUCAAAUGAUGUCUUUAUCAGAACCUCAAGAACAUCGAUAUACUCUGAGAACUUCACCACGAAGGGCAGCCCCAACCAGAGGUAGUCCCACUAAAAACAAUUCUCCUUGCAGAGAAAAUGGACAAUUUGAGGAGAAUAAUCUUAGUCCCAAUGAAACAAACGCAACUGUUAGUGAUAAUAGAAGUGAAUCUCCCACAAAUCCUGAUGAAAUUUCUCAGAAUGAAAAAGGAAUAUUUUGUGACUCUGAAAAUUAUGGGAGUGAAGGACUAAGUAAGCCACCCUCAGAGGCAAGAAUUAAUAUUGGACCUUUGCCAUCUGCCAAAGAGAGUGCCAAUCCACACAAUACAGAAGAAGAAGAUGAUGAUCCUGAUGUUUAUUACUUUGAAUCAGAUCAUGUGGCACUGAAACACAACAAAGAUUAUCAGAGACUGUUACAGACGAUUGCUGUCCUCGAGGCUCAGCGUUCUCAAGCAGUCCAGGACCUUGAAAGUUUAGGCAAACACCAGAAAGAAGCACUAAAAAAUCCCAUUGGAUUUGUGGAGAAACUCCAGAAGAAGGCUGAUAUAGGGCUUCCAUAUCCACAGAGAGUUGUUCAGUUGCCUGAAAUUGUAUGGGACCAAUAUACCAAUAGCCUUGGUAACUUUGAAAGAGAAUUUAAGAAUCGUAAAAGACAUACUAGGAGAGUUAAGCUGGUUUUUGAUAAAGUAGGUUUACCUGCUAGACCAAAAAGCCCUUUAGAUCCUAAGAAAGAUGGAGAGUCCCUUUCAUAUUCUAUGUUGCCUUUGAGUGAUGGUCCAGAAGGCUCAAAUAGUCGUCCUCAGAUGAUAAGAGGACGCCUUUGUGAUGAUACCAAACCUGAAACAUUUAAUCAGCUGUGGACUGUAGAAGAACAGAAAAAGCUUGAACAGCUACUCCUGAAAUACCCUCCUGAAGAAGUAGAAUCUCGACGCUGGCAGAAGAUAGCAGAUGAACUGGGCAAUAGAACAGCAAAACAGGUUGCCAGCCGAGUCCAGAAGUAUUUCAUAAAACUAACUAAAGCUGGCAUUCCAGUCCCAGGCAGAACACCAAACUUAUAUAUGUACUCCAAAAAGUCUUCAACAAGCAGACGACAGCACCCCCUUAAUAAGCAUCUCUUUAAACCUUCCACUUUCAUGACUUCCCAUGAACCGCCAGUGUAUAUGGAUGAAGAUGAUGACCGGUCCUGUUUCCAUAGCCACAUGAACACUGCUGUUGAAGAGGCAUCAGAUGAAGAAAGUAUUCCUAUUAUGUAUAGGAAUUUACCUGAAUAUAAGGAACUGUUACAGUUUAAAAAGUUAAAGAAGCAGAAACUCCAGCAGAUGCAAGCUGAAAGUGGAUUUGUACAACAUGUGGGCUUCAAGUGUGAUAACUGUGGCAUAGAACCUAUCCAGGGUGUUCGGUGGCACUGCCAAGAUUGUCCUCCGGAAAUGUCUUUGGAUUUCUGUGAUUCUUGUUCAGACUGCCUACAUGAAACAGAUAUUCACAAGGAAGAUCACCAAUUAGAACCCGUUUAUAGGUCAGAGACAUUCUUAGACAGAGACUACUGUGUGUCCCAGGGUACCAGUUAUAAUUACCUUGACCCAAACUACUUUCCGGCAAACAGAUGACAUGGAAGAGAACAUCGUAUACUAGUCCUCUUCAACACAUAGCAAUGGUAUCAUUGUGAAUUAUGUGCACAGUUUGGAAAGAUUCUCUGCUUUCCCUGAAAUGACACUCACAGCAUGACAGCUUCCUGAGUGUUCUCGUCAAGUCCAGCUCUGCACCGUUGUGGCUCUAGAUCACUGUUCAGCAGCUGAGCAUUCCUGGUGAGCAAAGGGUUUCCCUGGUGAAUUUCUCACCACCACCUUAACGCCUUUUAGGUUAAAGGCCAUCUUAAAUGGGUGAGAUGAAAACGAGAGCACACAUUAAAAAGAGAGUAAAUUCCAAAGGUUGCAAAGAACUCGAUCAUAAAUAGGAUAAUGAGAAGACAAAAUAUUUAUAUUAAAACAGUUUAGUAGCUUUCAGUUUUGUGAAAAUAGUUUUCGGCACAGAAGCUGACUUCUUAGACAAAGUUUUAACCAAUGAUGGUGUUUGCUUCUAGGAUAUACACUUUAAAAGGACUCACUGUCCCAGUGGUGGCCACUGAUGGCCUUUAGUAAAUCGGAGCUGCUUAACCAUAUUGAUGUCUAAUUUCUUUUAACCAUAAUGAACUGUCCUUAUUACCAACAGCAAAGCACUACAGGAGGCACUGUGGCAUUGCUUCCUUGACCAGCUCAUGGUGUGUGAAUGUUAUAAAAUUGUCACUCAGAUAUAUUUUUUAAAUGUAAUGUUAUAUAAGAUGAUCAUGUGAUGUGUACAAACUAUGGUGAAAAGUGCCAGUGGUAGUAACUGUGUAAAGUCUCUAAUUCACAACAUUAAUUCCUUUAAAAUACACAGCCUUCUGCCUCUGUAUUUGGAGUUGUCAGUGCAACUCAUCAAAGAAAACUGCCUAAUAUAAAAAUCAUAUAUAUGGUAAUAAUUUCCCUCUUUUGUAGUCUGCACAAGAUCCAUAAAAGAUUGUAUUUUUAUUACUAUUUAAACAAGUGAUUAAAUUUAGUCUGCGCAGUGAGCAAGAGUUCACAUGCAUUCUUUUAUACUGCUGGAUUUUGUUGUGCAUCAUUUAAAACAUUUUGUACGUUUCUUCUUAUCUGUGUAUACAGUAUGUUCUUGAAUAAUGUUCAUUUGUCAGGAGAACUGUGAGAAAUAAACUAUGUGGAUACUGUCUGUUUAUAUUAUAGAA
Suricata suricatta (meerkat) is the source of this 4478-nucleotide messenger RNA. RefSeq names its product zinc finger ZZ-type containing 3 (gene ZZZ3). Bases 619 to 3327 code for a protein of 902 amino acids. The transcript is spliced from 15 exons. The record is from RefSeq and is a predicted model, not a curated record. NCBI's taxonomy places the organism in Eukaryota, Metazoa, Chordata, Mammalia, Carnivora, Herpestidae. Gene Ontology annotation, molecular function: zinc ion binding.